Messenger RNA from Daphnia carinata, 2201 nucleotides. Its product is annotated as sialidase-like. The transcript has 3 exons. NCBI's taxonomy places the organism in Eukaryota, Metazoa, Arthropoda, Branchiopoda, Diplostraca, Daphniidae. The coding region runs from base 140 to 2155 and encodes 671 amino acids. The record is from RefSeq and is a predicted model, not a curated record.
GAGGGGUAUAAAAACGCUCCCGUCAGAUCUCUGUACAUCAGUCGUUCUCAAGUCUUCACUCUCUAAGCUUCGUCUUCAUUUUUUAGUCCUAUUUGAUUUCCAGCAAUUUUAUCAACCCUCUGACAAGAUCUACAGCACAAUGUUGUUUCCCGCCGUGUUACUGCUGUCUUGCAUGUGGACUUCGACAUUGGCUGGCAAUGAAUUGAGUGCGUUGAAUGUCAGCCCCACAAACGCGUCUACGAACACUACCGUCCAGAUCCCUUCAAUGAUUUUUUCUCACCUUCCGAAAGCCAUACGUACCAAGGGCAAUCAGACUUUGCAUACAUCAAUUCCACAUUCAAAGAUAAAAAUCACCAGUGUUGAUGCCAAAGAUAACAAAGUAAUGGCUGCAAAUACAACAACGACGAGCAAGUUGGGCGCCAUAACUCUACCGGCAAUUGUACGUAAUUUGAAAAAUGGCGACGACCGUUCUAAUUCAAGUAGACUGCUGGACCGAUUUGCAUCGAUUUCGAAGGUUUCUUUGGCGAGUUUGGCGUCAACCAAAAUUAGCAACGUUUCAAAUAAAACGUCAACACCAAGAAAUGAACGGGCAUCUGCCAACAUAACUCUGGUUGAGUUGAAGAACGCCACUGAUCGGGCCAACAGGACCAUUGCAAAACGUGCAGUGCAUAAUUCUACAGUGGUAGAUAGAGCGUCGUCGUUUUUCCACAAGCUACCCGUCGUGUUGGUAAAUACCACAUCCAAUGUUACAUCCUGGGUUAGGAGGCUGUUCAGUCCUGGUAACAAUGCAUCUGCGAACGUAACUACGAAAAAAGUCACCCGGGACACACUUGCAGCUGAACUCAAGUCUCUCGUUAACUCAUCUCAAACAAGCAAAUCUACAGUAAAUUUGACGACGGAAAGCAAGGCAAAAUCUGGUGAUGAUCUUGGUGCUAAUGAAGAAGAGAAAAGCGAUCUAUUCAACACAACUUCGAUACUGAAUCUGACAUCCGCCACGAUCAAGCGAGAUACCGGAAACAAGACAGUUGAUGUACCAACAACGAAGGGAAGUAAUUCAUCGCUAGCUAAUGCUACUAAAGAAGAGAUCAAGCCCGAUGCUAAAAACUCAGAAGGCUCUUUGCGUCUAUCAAACGUCACACCUUUGCCUGUGGUGGCAGUUGACGAUGGAGUUCCUUCCACGAAGCUCAACGAUGAAACUCCAGUAACAACUGCGAACGCUUCACUGACCUCGAAAUCGUUGGAUUUAUCUAACAAUCGUACUCGACGUCAUAAUAACCCCUCACGCUAUGGCCGGCCUGCUCAGCCGCAAUACAUGAUGCCCACUACGCCAGCUCCUAGUUACCAAGGCUACACUACUUCUGCACCCUACCAACCUGCUGCUCCUGUUUACGGAAUGGCUCCUGCUGUCCCUGCUACUCCUGCUGCCCCCUCUUACGGAAUGGCUCCUGCUGCCCCAGCUGCCCCCUCUUACGGAAUGGCUCCUGCUGCCCCAGCUGCCCCCGCUUACGGAAUGGCUCCUGCUGCCCCAACUGCCCCCGCUUACGGAAUGGCUCCUGCUGCCCCAGCUGCCCCAGCUGCCCCCGCUUACGGAAUGGCUCCUGCUGCCCCAGCUGCCCCCGCUUACGGAAUGGCUCCUGCUGCCCCAGCUGCCCCCGCUUACGGAAUGGCUCCUGCUGCCCCAGCUGCCCCCGCUUACGGAAUGGCUCCUGCUGCCCCCACCUACGGAAUGGCUCCCAUUGCCCCUGCUACUCCUGCUGCCCCAUCCGCUCCCACCUACGGAAUGGCUCCAGUUGCCCCAUCGGCCCCCACCUACGGAAUGGCUCCAGCUGCCCCAUCGGUCCCCACCUACGGAAUGACUCCAGCUGCCCCAUCGGUCCCCACCUACGGAAUGACUCCAGCUGCCCCAUCGGCCCCUGCAUACGGAAUGGCUCCAGCUGUUCCUAUGGCCUAUGGAAUGGCUGCCACUACACCCAGCUAUGGCAUGCCGACAGAAUCUUACUACACUGCUCCCCCACCGACGUACACUACUAGUGCACCGUACAGCGCGCAGUCAACCACCGCUGCUUAUGGACCUGCCCCUGUUAGUUCUGCAGCGCAGCCCUAUGGUGGGUCAAUGCCAUCUCGUCCGUCGGCCACUGCGUCACCAUGGCUUUAAUUUAAUUAUUGUAGAAGCAGAUAGCACGAUUUCCAACUGCAUUUGA